Messenger RNA from Aplosporella prunicola CBS 121167, 282 nucleotides. RefSeq lists its product as uncharacterized. The transcript has a single exon. The annotation marks the transcript as partial. NCBI's taxonomy places the organism in Eukaryota, Fungi, Ascomycota, Dothideomycetes, Botryosphaeriales, Aplosporellaceae. The record is from RefSeq and is a predicted model, not a curated record. Gene Ontology annotation, molecular function: protein dimerization activity.
GACGAGCUGGAGAGAUAUCUCCAUGAACCCCCUCCGCCGCAGAGGCUGCAUGAUUUGGACGUCCUUCAGUGGUGGGUUACUCGCCAGAAGCAGUAUCCUACACUCAGCAGGAUGGCACUCGACCUGCUGGCAUGCCCGGCCAUGUCCAGUGACUGCGAACGAACGUUCUCUACUGCAGGCAGGAGCAUGAGCAAGCUCCGUUCACGCCUUUCAGAGGGUACUGCAGAGGCACUUGCGUGCCUGAGCAGCUGGCUGCCCGCUGGGUGGGUGAGGACAGAGGAC